UCUAUUUUAGAACGGAGGGAGUACAAGGCAGGAUCUGGAUUUUGCUACACCAAAGCUGUACUCUUCAAUGGUUACAGCUCCACAAAUUUUCCUGGCGACAACUAUGUCAAACUGCCAAAGAAUAUGAGCAUCUCCAGACAGUCUCAUAUCACAUGCAAUCCGGAUAUUCGAGUGGUUGUACAAGGAUCUGCAAGUAUGUAUGGAAUGAAUGAUGUCAACAAGAGUUAUACAAUUUAUUAUGUGUUCGCAGCAAUACUGGGAGCCCUAGUCUUGCUCUUUAUCGGUACAAGCUGGUCAUUUCUUUACAGCAAGCAAAAUAUACCUAAGUCAAUGGAAGAAGGUUAUAGGACUGUGAUGAGCCAGUUCAGGAUGUUCAUCUACAGGGAAUUACGGGAAGCAACUGGAAAGUUCAAGGAAGAGAUUGGAAGAGGGGGUUCGGGAAUUGUUUAUAGAGGGGUACUUGAAGAUAAGAGAGUGGUGGCAGUGAAGAAACUAACUAGCGUUUCACAUAGUGAGGAGGAAUUCUGGGCAGAAAUGAAUAUAAUUGGAAGGAUCAACCAUAUGAAUUUAGUAAGGAUGUGGGGGUUUUGCUCUGAGGGUCAACACAAACUGCUGGUGUACGAGUAUGUGGAGAAUGAAUCACUUGACAAGUUUAUAUUUGGUAAUGUUAGUGCUGAGAGAUUACUUGCAUGGAGCCAACGAUUCAAAAUAGCACUAGGAACAGCAAGAGGCUUGGCAUACCUCCAUCAUGAGUGCCUUGAGUGGGUAAUCCAUUGUGAUAUAAAGCCAGAGAACAUACUCCUGACCCGAGACUUCGAAGCAAAGAUAGCAGACUUCGGACUAGCCAAACUCUCAAAGAGAGACAGUUCCAGUUUCAAUCUCACCCACAUGAGAGGAACAAUGGGCUACAUGGCGCCAGAGUGGGCACUGAAUUUGCCGAUCGACGCAAAGGUUGAUGUAUACAGUUAUGGCGUUGUACUUCUCGAGAUUGUGACUGGAAAUAGGAUCUCAAGUGGGAUUACAGUGGAUGGGAAAGAGGUGGAGUUUAGACAGUUUGUGCAUGCAGUUAAAGAAUUGCUGGAGAGUGGAGAUGUCAAGGUUAUAGCCGAUGCUAGACUGAAUGGCCAUUUCAAUCCUGAGCAAGUGGCGGUAAUGGUGAAAUUGGCUUGUCUCGAAGAAAGAAACAGCAGACCUACAAUGAAUGAAAUUGUAAAAGCUCUACUGGCAUGUGAUGAUGAAGACAAUCACCCAGCCUACUCAUGGUGACCGGCAAUAAACAACAGUGUAUCAAUUGCAAUAAGAAGAAUUGGUCUAGUAUAUUGCUUGAUAUUUGAAAGUAGAGGAAAAUGUUGCUAGAGAAAAUGUCAGGUUGUGUGUUGCAUAAAUCUUUCUGUAGAUGGAACACUAACUGCACUGUAUUGAAUGUUGUCUAUAUGAAUUCUUGCAUGAAACAUAGUGGGCUUAUUUGUAUAGUUUUUCCUCACAGAAAAAAAAAGAAAAGAAAAGAAGAUUUUAGUCUGCAUAACUGUUUGAUCUUCUAGAGCAUGUAACAACUUCCAAAGAUUCCCGCUGUUUCUUCAAAAAUCCGUUCUUCCAUUCGAGAUCCCUUCAGUGCAACCAGAGACCGCGUGACUCUUGUUAGCAAGUAGCCAGUUAACACCUGACAACAUUCACUCACUGAAAUCUUGUACAAA
This is a messenger RNA of Aegilops tauschii subsp. strangulata, 1694 nucleotides long. Its product is annotated as putative receptor protein kinase ZmPK1. Gene Ontology annotation, molecular function: ATP binding; protein kinase activity. Lineage: Eukaryota; Viridiplantae; Streptophyta; Magnoliopsida; Poales; Poaceae. Gene Ontology annotation, biological process: protein phosphorylation. The record is from RefSeq and is a predicted model, not a curated record.